Messenger RNA from Saxophila tyrrhenica, 525 nucleotides. RefSeq lists its product as uncharacterized. The record is from RefSeq and is a predicted model, not a curated record. Lineage: Eukaryota; Fungi; Ascomycota; Dothideomycetes; Mycosphaerellales; Extremaceae. Bases 1 to 525 code for a protein of 174 amino acids. The transcript is spliced from 2 exons.
AUGUCCUCAACAUCCACCCCACCCUUCCACCGCCUCCUCUCCUUCUACUCCAACCGCUCCCCCCACCCCGACACCCAAACCAUCCGCCUCUACGACUCCUUGACCGGCAAUCUGGCACUCGGUCUCGACUUCCCCGCCGCGCUGGCGAUCGCUCUCGGUCGCCACCUCUUCUUAUCUAAUACCGGAUUCUUCAGCCUGAACAUCCACGUCCCGUCCGUUAAGACUCAUAAGACACUGCUGGACGGGCUGGAGGUGGAUGAGAAGCGCUCCUACACCGCUUCUGAGAUGUGGGGGAUAGCAGCGCCGAACGGGCUACAAGGCCGUCUUGACGCUGUUGGGCUAUGGGCUUUGGCUGCGGAUACCAAGACGGGGCGUCUGAGCGGCGAGGACGUUCGGUCUUUUCAAGAGGGAAGGGUACUGGGGGUGCUGGAGGAAAGGCGGAAGGGGAGGGGACAGGUUCUGCCGCUGUGGAGGGGAGGGCCGAUUAGUGUGGUGGGGCAUUCGGAGGAGGUUAAGGAGGAUUGA